Messenger RNA from Sarcophilus harrisii (Tasmanian devil), 2341 nucleotides. It is a transcript of the gene C3H1orf174, whose product is annotated as chromosome 3 C1orf174 homolog. The coding region runs from base 141 to 884 and encodes 247 amino acids. NCBI's taxonomy places the organism in Eukaryota, Metazoa, Chordata, Mammalia, Dasyuromorphia, Dasyuridae. The transcript has 4 exons. The record is from RefSeq and is a predicted model, not a curated record.
CCUGAUUGGCGGAAGCGGGGAUAGACGUCGGACGACGCGGCGUCCCGGGGCUGGUAUCUCCCCGGUCGCGGGUCAGGUGCGCAAGGGAGCGUUAGUCCCGGGAGCUGAGGACGCCGCGGUUGCGGCGGCGCCUCAGACUCAUGAGGAGCCGGAAGCUUGCAGAUGGGGUGCGCUCUUCAGCACGACUAAGGAGCAAAAACUGCCCGGCAACCAGAGCUGCCUCAGCUCAAGAAGUUGAUGUUUCUAAAGCUACAAAAACUGUGUGUUUGGCUUCAUCACACAAAGCAACUGAGAGACGUACUUCCAAGACACUCAAGUAUGAAAAAGAUGGUUUCAUUAAAUCAGAGUUACAAGAACUAACAAGCAAAAAGGAAAAAACUUCUUUGCUAAAAACAGCAUCUGAAACCUCAAGUGAGAAUGAGCCUUUGGAGUGUGCUGAGCACAAAGCAUUGCCACCAAGUAAUGAAGCUGAUACUUCCAAGAUUUGUGAACAGCAAAUAGAGAGAAAUGAGAAUGGUCUUUCUCAUGGCCACUCCAGAGAUGUGGGUAACAGUUGCUCAGCAAAGACUGAAAAUGACUCGGUCCUCCCCACAUAUAAAGAAAAUCUGGUAGAGGAAGACGUGUGUAAGCAUGGUGUUGUGCUGCUCGGGGAGGCUGGAUCAGAGGCAGCAGAUCCCCAGAAGACACCAUCCCACAUAGACAAUAGCAUCUUUUUAGAUGAAGAUAGCAAUCAGCCAAUGCCUGUGAAUCGAUUCUUUGGAAAUGUUGAGCUCAUGCAAGACCUUCCGCCAGUUUCUCCACCUUGUCCUUCAAUGAGCAGACGGGAAUUCAGAAAAAUGCACUUCAGAGCCAAAGAUGAUGAUGAUGAUGAUGCAGAAAUGUAGAUAUUUAAUAAAACAUUAUAAAAUUAUAUCUAUUUUUUAUACAUUAAGGACAGUUACCAAUGUCAUACUAUUAUAAGUGAUUCUAAUUGCCACAUGUCAGUAUCACUAUAAAAUCUAUCCCCAUGGGAACAUUCUAGCUUGUAAAGUAAGCUAAGGUAAUUUUCCUACUUCCUCGUUUCUAAAAUCACCAUGGGAAACUCAUUGAGGUGAACUUGCAGAUUACAAAACUCCUAAUUUUUUUCUUUUGGGAGAUGAUUGGGCAGGAAAUUUUGCAUUGCUUUCUUCUUAAUUAUGACAGCUCCACUACCUGAGAUAACUAUACUUUCUAAUAAAGUAGGCAUAUUAUUUUUAUAAUUAUGCUUUGAGUAAGUUCAGGUGGAGCAAAGAGAGAGUGGCACAUUUAAAUAUUAAAAAUGUCAUCCAAAAUUUGAUUUUACAAUGUAUAAACAAGCUUUUGUUCUACCACCAAUUCAGGUCAUUUGAAGAUUCUUACAGCUUGCCUGAUAAAUUCACCCAUGUGAAUUUUGUACUUUUGUUGUUUCCAUGUACAUAAAGAGUAGUGGUUACUAUAGAUGUUUUAAGUUUAAGUUUGCAAAGAAAUUAUCUAACACUAGAAUGGAAGACUUUCUUUCAACUGUUAUAUUUUAAAAAGCGUUAAUUUUGUUCCUGAGUGGACAGUAUUAUUCCUUCCAGAAAUAUUUGACCCAUUAAUGGAGAGAGCAAUUACUUGACUAAAGACCAAGCACUUAAUUCUUUCUCCUAAAGGAUUUGACUAGUGUUAGGCUCCUCCACCCAUUAAACCACCUCAGACAAGGAGAUUGCAAUAAAAGUAGAUCUCUAUUUAAAUGGAAACAACUCCAUUUACUUUCAAAGUGGAGGGGAUUUUUUUUCAUUAUUAUCCAAUAUAUCUUUGUAUAAGUUGUUACAAGUAAAAGAUAGUAAAUAAUGUUGAAUAUACUCUUAAUUAUUUCCCAAACUUCAUUUGUAGAGUAGUUUGAUAGUGAAUUAAAAUAAAAGACAUUUUUCAGCUUCAUUUCAUAUGCAGUUCAAAAUAUUUGCCCUAGAUGACUUAUUUUUUUCCCCAGCAGCCAGAUUCUUUUUAAUUUGAUCAUUUUCCCAUUAGGAGAUGUGACCUUCACUUACUCCAAAUAAUUCUGUGAUUUAUUGGUCAAUAAACUACAAUACAUUUAAUAACUUGGAUAUGUUGCUUAUAAUCCAUUCAUGUUAUGAAAGCUUGGGAAAAUAAUUUACAGUUUGAGAUUACUGCAUGUACUUGACUAUUAAUCAUAACACCUCUUGCUGGUGGUAAUUGAGUUGCCUCAAAAUUUUAGAAUUUUGUGUUUGCUCUAUUAGUUUCUGUGUACUUGAAAAAAAAAAUUAAAUCAGAAUGUUACCUACCAGUACUGCUCAUUGUUAUUGCUGUGUUUCAAUAAAAAAAAAAAAAAAAAAGUUAUAUU